Messenger RNA from Tribolium madens (black flour beetle), 1066 nucleotides. It is a transcript of the gene Ddrgk1, whose product is annotated as DDRGK domain-containing protein 1. The coding region runs from base 96 to 962 and encodes 288 amino acids. The record is from RefSeq and is a predicted model, not a curated record. The transcript has 3 exons. NCBI's taxonomy places the organism in Eukaryota, Metazoa, Arthropoda, Insecta, Coleoptera, Tenebrionidae.
GCUGUUUCUUGUCAUUUCCUCAAAUGUCACAAAACAUGUCAUAAUAAGUAAUCUUUAAAUGUAAAUUUCUCUUAUUUAAAUUAAUUUAAGAAGCAAUGGAUGUUACAUUAUUAAUAGCUUUAGGUUCCGUAAUCUUGCUGUUGAUCAUAAGCGUCGCGUUAUUCUUUAAGAAGUCAGAAAAAGCCAAGCCAGAUGAUAGGCCAAGACCUGCCCCCAAUCGUGCCCGCGAAGGUGUUCCCAGAAGAGCCCAGCUGGCUAGAAACCGAGGAGCAAGACUCCGAGCAAAUGCAGUACCUCAAGAACAACCGCCUUCAGAUGACGAACUCGACCAAAACGAGGGCCAACGUGAUAUAGAAGUCCCAGACGGGGCCAAAAUCGGGGCUAAAAAGAAGGCAAAACUUGAGGCCAAAGCUGAGAAGAAAGCCCAACGUGAAGCAGAAGAACAAAGUCGCGCCGAACGCAAGAAAAAAGAACAGUUAGCGGAAGAAGAAAGGAGGAAAGCUGAAGCGAAACGCGAAGCUGAAGAAAAACGACGCGAAGAAGAAGAACGUAAAGCAAAGGAGGAGAAAGAGAGACGCGAACAUGAAGAGUACCUGAAGAUGAAGGAAGCCUUCUCUGUUGAAGAGGAGGGUUUUGAAGAGGGGGAGGAAGGAAAUGAAAUGAAUUUAUUGCAAGAGUUUGUUGCUUAUAUUAAAAAUAAUAAAGUCGUGGUUAUUGAGGAUUUAGCCGCCCAUUUUAAAUUGAAGACGCAAGCGGCCAUUGAUAGGCUCAGGGAUUUGCAAAAGGAUGACAUCCUGACGGGGGUUAUAGAUGAUAGAGGAAAAUUUAUUUACGUCUCUCAGGAGGAAAUGGAGGCUGUUGCUAAGUUUAUAAGGCAGAGGGGACGAGUCUCGAUUGUGGAACUCGCAGAGAGUAGCAAUAAGUUGAUUAAUUUAGCCCCAGUAGGGGCUAGUGCUACCUAAAUGUACAUAUUGUAUGUUUGUAAUAAAAUUAAUAUGAAUGUAAUUUGGAUAAUUUUGCUUCAUAUGAAACUCCCGUUUUGAAAUAAAUCAUUUUAUUUCCAUAA